ACGGUAACGGCCGUCCGCCGUGAGGAGCGGCUCCCUGCCCCGUCGCGUCCCGUCCCGUCCCGCCUCGCCUCGCCUCGCCUCAGGGGGCUUCUGCCGCGGCUCCCCGGGGCCCCGCCGGGCGGCAUGAGGGCGCUGCCCCCGCGCUGGGGGCCUCUGGCGGUGCGGGCGGCGGGCGGGUGGUGGGGGCCGCCCGCCCCCCGCCGCGGCUGCAGCGGCUCCGCCGAGGCCGGCGGCAGUAAGCCCCUUCAGGAGUGGGCGCUGGCAGUCAGCCCGCGGGGGCGGCUGCGGGUGCGGCUGCCCUGCCAGGUGAGCGUCCGCCCGCUGGACCCGCAGCGCUACCCGGGCGCCGACCGCGUUCUGGUGGCCGUCAGCGGCGCCGGCGGCAGCCCCCCGCCCCGCGGCCGGCAGCAGGACCGCGUCCGGGUGGAGUACGACGAGGCGCUGGAGCAGAUGGCGAUCGUCGCGGACGGCGUGGACAGCAAGACCGCCGUGGACGUCAGGACGCCCGUGAAGUUCGAUUUGGAUAUCAAAACAUCAGGGACUGGCUGCGUGAAGAUUCAGAAAAUAGAAUGUGAUAACUGCAAAAUAGAAACAGAGAAGGGGACUAGCGUCUUGCAGUCAAUAAAGAGCCAUAAAAUUGAUAUACGGUCAAAUGGUGGCAAAGUAAUUGGUCUUGGAACACUUUAUGGAAAUACAGAUAUUCGUGCAACAGAGAAGGGUAGUGUGAAUAUAGAGAAGCUGCAGGGGACAUCCAUCAACAUAUCUACUGAAGAUGGGCUGCUGAAAACUAAGUAUCUCUAUGCAGAAACAUCAUCUCUGUCUUCAGUAGCUGGUGAUAUUCUGCUGGGAAGUAUUCACGGUAAUACCAGCCUUCAGACCAAAACAGGGAGUAUCACAGUAGAUUCAUCUGAUGGAAGUCUAAAAGCUUCUACACAUCAUGGGACAAUAGAUGUUUAUGUCAGUCAAUUAAGAAAAGUGGAUCUGAAAUCCCAGAAAGGUUCUAUUACAGUCAAGGUACCUGCCUCUCUCAAAGCCUAUUUACAGUUGUCUGGAAGAAAAGUGGAUGUGAGCUCAGAGAUCCAGUUAAAAGAAACACAGAGUGCCUCCAAAGAUGAUCACGUAACUAUAAGUGGUCACAUGAAUCAAAGGAACGAAACGGACAAAUGGAUUAAGGCUGACACACAAAAUGGGAAAGUGUAUCUUAAAAGCCAGAGCUGGAUCCAGUCUGUCAAGCUGAAGAGUUCUUAAAGGUGAAAUAGGCCAAAGAGAUUAAAUCAAGAAAUUGUAAUGGAACAUUUCUGUAAAAUUAUGAAACUUUGUUUAUAUAUAUUCUUAAUAUAAGAGAGAAACAAUAUUAAAAAUGAGGGUGUUUUAACCCAAGAUUUGCCCUUGACAGUGGCUGGUGAUUAACAGGUCUGGUUUACUUUUAGUGCCUUUUAGGAAUGAUGAGGUCUUUCAUAUUCAGAAUUUAUAUAACUUGACCCACUUACCAUGUCAGUUUAAAAGCUGGUAACUUUCAAACAGAAGUUUGGAGCCAUCAUUUAAAAAUAAAAAGCAUUUUCAACAUCUCAUAUUUGAAAAUAUGAAAAUUUACUUCCAAGAUGACAUGCUCUGCAAGCUAUUUUAUAUUUUUGAAUUAAAUGUCUCAGUACUGUGGGAAUUCUGCUGGUUUAUGCAAAAAGCAGAGAAUUUUCUUCAAAUAAUUUGUAUCGUGGAUAGGAUAAAACCACUGUCAGAACUGUAGUUAUUUGGUCUUCUUGUUUGGUGUUCGACCCCUAAGCAGUUUCUGCCUUGUCAAUGGGUACUGUAUGUGUAAAACUACUUACAUGAAAUGACAAAACUUGCUCCGUGUCAUCCUGAACCACUUGUUUGUGGCUCGAAAUAAGAAUUCUAGCUACGUCUACUACUGUUCGUCUGCAAAGAAAAGCUUUUACAAUAAAUACUCAAAAUUGCAA
Molecule: messenger RNA, 1955 nt
Organism: Harpia harpyja (harpy eagle)
Lineage: Eukaryota; Metazoa; Chordata; Aves; Accipitriformes; Accipitridae
Gene: FAM185A
Product: family with sequence similarity 185 member A
Exons: 8
Coding region: 124-1248 (374 amino acids)
Source: RefSeq, a predicted model, not a curated record